AUGCUUAAUAUGCAGCUAUAUGGAGACUACAUACUCAUCCAGCCUCCAUACAGUUCCUUAUGUUAAAACUUCUCGAAGAUGUGUUGAACAGAUGUCAGUUACCCUAAGUCAUGUCUAAUUACAUAAUUAGUACCAAUUUAUGUAGACAUUCGCUCUGUGCUUGAUAGGAAUAGUAUGUUUAUGGUGUAAGUCAUGGCAGGCAUUUGGUGACUUGCACAUUUCUCCCAUAUAUUACACCUGAGUUAGCUAUGUCAUAUUUCUAGUGUUUAUUAUGUUUAUAAACAUAGAUACCAUGCAUGUUUAUCUCAACUAAAAUCGAGAUUAUACCCUUCAAUGAUAAAAAUAGUAUUGAUUUCAUUUUAACUGUAUGAUUGUACGGUCGACUUGUUAGCAAUAGUGUAGGGGAUGCAAUUAUUCAACAAAGCGAAACCUACCUUGUACUUGUUACAAUAAUUCUGUUUUCAUUCGCCGACUGGCCAUUCUCUACGCAAACUGCAGUAGUUUUUCAGCUUGUUUUAUUGUAUUAAUAUUUAAGAUUAUUUAGAUAAUAAAAAUGGGGUAUAUUUUUAGAUUUGCAAUUGUUUUGUUACUGUCCCACAGCGCUAUGGUCAAUUUUAGGGUGCUUGCUCGAGCCAUGUCGUCGGUUGCGAGAUCCUUCGAAGCCAACGGCGUGGUACCCGACGUCGUCUCGAAAGCGCCACAGGCUUCUGUCACGGUUAAAUUUAAGAGCGGUGCUGAAGUUAAUAAUGGAAACGUGCUUACACCAACUCAAGUGAAGGAUGUCCCAAGAGUUAGCUGGCUCGCAGACCCCAACACCUUUUACACAUUGGCGAUGACUGACCCGGAUGCGCCGUCCCGCAAGGAGCCAACCUUCCGCGAAUGGCACCACUGGCUGGUCUGCAACAUCCUCGGGAACGAAGUAGAGGUGGGCGACACGCUCUCCGCCUACAUCGGCUCCGGCCCGCCGCCCGGCACCGGCCUGCACCGCUACGUGUACCUGGUCUACAAGCAGCCCGGGAAGAUUGACUUCGACGAGCCACGCCUCCCCAACAAUUCCGGUGACAAGCGCGGAGGGUUCUCCAUUGCAAAAUUCGCCAAGAAGUACAACCUGGGCGACCCCAUCGCCGGGAACUUCUACCAGGCUGAGUACGAUGACUACGUGCCCACACUCUACAAGCAGCUUGGAGCCUAAACAUAAUAUUAUACAGUUCAGGCGAUUAUAUUCCCAUUUAGUUCGUGCUUUCUGCCACGUAUAACCUAUAUAGGUACGUUCAACGCAAUAGUGAAUAGGCAUCUUCUAGGCAAGCGUGCUCCAACACAGACUUAAUCAUUGGUUUUUUUUAAAUAUAUUUUUUAUUCGAUUAGACUUUUACAAGUACUUUUGAAUCGUCAAAUGCAUCUACCACUGGUUCGGAAUGCCUUUCCUACCGAGAAGAACCAGCAAGAAACUCAGCGCAAACUAGCAACUCUUUUAAAAGAUUUGAUACCUAUACAAUAUUAUAACAUGUAUAAAAGUAAUUGAUGUCCCGCGCGUUGCUGGAGCGAGCUGCAGGUCAAAUCCACGCUCUUUUAUCAUUUAUAUAAUCUUCAAUUGUAUAAUAUGCUUUUUACAGGACCAUUUUCAUAGAUUUUUUGAACUUUUGUAAAGGCAAGCACAAAAUUGUGGAAUUUUGUUAUAAAAGAUUUAUUAUACCCAUUAGAGAGAUUAGAGAUUAUAACAACAAUGAAAGAUUGCAAUGAAAAUAAAUUCGCGACUUCGUCCGUGUGCAUUUAAAUUUUAUAAAAUGCACUGAGAACUUUUGAUUUUCCGAAAUAUUAUUAGUAUCCCGGUCUUCAACUGUAUACAUACAAAAAAUGACGUCACGUUGCUGUGUUGCGGUAUAAUUUAAGGACAAAUCAACAAACAAACACAUUUAUUAUAUUAGUUAUUAUGAUUAGUGAUUUAAGAAAUGUUAUUGAAAACUUGUUACUGGUAUUAACAGUAUCUACGGUGAAUAAAAUUACAUUUUGAAAAAUC
This is a messenger RNA of Maniola jurtina (meadow brown), 2017 nucleotides long. Its product is annotated as phosphatidylethanolamine-binding protein homolog F40A3.3-like. The transcript is spliced from 4 exons. The coding region runs from base 554 to 1192 and encodes 212 amino acids. The record is from RefSeq and is a predicted model, not a curated record. NCBI's taxonomy places the organism in Eukaryota, Metazoa, Arthropoda, Insecta, Lepidoptera, Nymphalidae.